GUUGGACAUAAGACCGCGAGUUACUAUUGUUGCGUCACUGUACUAGGUUUGGUCUCCUAUUGGGAUCGAUUGGUGUAAUUGUUCCUUUAACUCAGAAGUGAUCACUUCCUCAAACUAACAUACAUUUGAUCAGAUCAUCCGUUUAAUUGUCUGAAAACUAAUAUAUCUUGAACAGUAUUGGUCUUUCAAAUAUAUAUAUAUAUAAUCGGCAUGGCUCAGGGAAAACUUAAAGUCAAAACCAAAUUACCCAAAGGAGUAAAAUCCGGUAAAAGUGAAAGGUCUUUACAGAAACAAUCCGCCAAACCACUGCGCAAAGGGACUCGUGUUAUAAAACCAAAAAAAGAAAGACUAAAAGAAGCUCAUGAAAUGAAGAAGCAUAUGGAAAAAUUGUUAAAAAAAUCAGUGGAAAAACAAGCUAUUGAGAAAGUGUCGUCUUGUGAACCCCGUUCACUAAAAAUUGUAAAAGAAUAA
Schistosoma bovis is the source of this 471-nucleotide messenger RNA. Lineage: Eukaryota; Metazoa; Platyhelminthes; Trematoda; Strigeidida; Schistosomatidae. The record is from the annotation of a GenBank genome assembly.